AUGUCUGCCGACAAGCUCCCCAAGUCCCUCCAGGCCACCGAGGAGGACAUUCAGUUGCUCUUGAGUGCUCAGUCGCACUUGGGUACUAAGAACUGUGACAAGACUAUGGAGCCGUAUGUGUGGAAGAGGAGGGCUGAUGGUAUCCACGUCCUCAACGUCGGCAAGACCUGGGAGAAGCUCGUGCUCGCUGCCCGAAUCCUCGCCACCAUCGACAACCCCAACGACGUCUGUGUCAUCUCUAGCCGACCCUACGGCCACCGAGCUGUGCUCAAGUACGCCUCCUUUACUGGCGCGCAGGCUAUUGCUGGCCGAUUCACCCCUGGUUCUUUCACCAACUACAUUACUCGAUCUUUCAAGGAGCCCCGAGUGAUUAUCGUGACCGACCCCAGGGUUGACCACCAGGCUAUCCGAGAGGCUGCCUAUGUCAACAUCCCCGUCAUUGCCUUUGCCGACACUGACGCCUCCCUCAAGUUUGUCGACGUCGCCAUCCCCGCCAACAACAAGUCCCGCCACUCUGUCGGUCUCCUCUGGUACCUCCUCUGCCGAGAGACCCUCCGUCUCCGGGGUACCAUCCCCCGAGGCCCCACCGGCCCCGACGGCUGGGACGUUCUCCCCGACUUGUUCUUCUACCGCGACCCCGAGGAGAUCAAGCGUGAGGAGGAGGAGAAGGCCGAGGCUGCCGCUGCCCAGGCUGUCGAGGAUGCCCCCGCCCCCCCUGUGGGCCAGGAGUGGUCUGCCGAGAAUGUUGGUGAGGCUGCGCUCGCUGCUCAGCCCACUGACGCUACCCUCGACUGGUCUGCUGAGCCCACCUCUGGUGACUGGGCCGCCGAGCCCGCUGCCGAGCCCGCUUGGUAA
Messenger RNA from Cryptococcus wingfieldii CBS 7118, 855 nucleotides. Its product is annotated as 40S ribosomal protein S0. Bases 1 to 855 code for a protein of 284 amino acids. Gene Ontology annotation, cellular component: 90S preribosome; ribosome; cytosolic small ribosomal subunit. Gene Ontology annotation, molecular function: structural constituent of ribosome. The record is from RefSeq and is a predicted model, not a curated record. NCBI's taxonomy places the organism in Eukaryota, Fungi, Basidiomycota, Tremellomycetes, Tremellales, Cryptococcaceae. The transcript is spliced from 3 exons. Gene Ontology annotation, biological process: ribosomal small subunit assembly; cytoplasmic translation.